AGUACUUUGGCAGGCCAUAAAAUGAUGGACGGAAAUCCUGAUAUUGCAGAUUUAAGCGAUCCGUUUAGACCGACAAAGCUCGCCGAAGAAUUUAGAGAAAUUUACGACGAUGACUGGACGCAUGCUUAUGAAGAACUGGACACAAAUUCUAAACCUGAAAGUGACAAUAUAGACACUCUUACUUACCUCAUAAAGGAAAUUCAAACAUUUUGCACAUACUCUAGUUCACAACAAAUAAAUGCAAUGGAAAAAGUAUGUAAAGACGAGUUGGUAAAUCCAAAGGUUCAUAUCCUAAAACACAGCGGAAUAAUGUGCGGAAAGACACCAUCAGAGAUGAAUAAUACACAGUUAGAAAUCACUCACAGAAUGAUAUGUGACCUGAGGAAGUCUAUGGGAACUUUGUCUGUUAGACCAUUGGUCCAGAUAUUUCAUGAAAAAUGGGUGAUAAGAAUGAAACAGGAAGAGAAGCUACCAUCCACUUCCAAACAUAUUGAAAAUUUUGUAGCAAAGGCAUUUGAAGUAAUAUGGCUGAUGACGAUUCAGAACCCGCCAAUGAUAUUCAAAUGGCAGAAAAGAGAUGAACCGGUUGAUAAAGAAAGAUUCACUUUCUAUACAAAAAGAGGGAAUACAAUUAAGCAAACAGUAUGGCCUGCUGUGUUACUUCAUGAAUCCGGACCUCUGAUGUCGAAAGGUAUCGUUCAAGCACAAUGAAAGGACAUUAAAUAUCCGAGCAGACGACAGAAAAAAAGGAUGUUGUAUAUAUUUGAUACUGUAUAACUAUAAUGUAUCAUUUUUUAGAUUAUAUUUGAUAAUAAUGUAAUAUUUAAAAAAAAAAUGAUGUGCAUGCUUGAUAUAAUACUGUGUUCCGUUGAGUUUUGUGCAUGCCAUUGUUUGUUAUGAUGAAGUCAUGCGGAUCUGAAUGUCGACUUUCCGGCUCUUCCUCCUUAUUGCAUUAUUUCUGAAUUAUUCAUUAGUCCAAAAACGGCAAGGGACUUUAUCUUGAAGUCCAAAGUCGACGACCAUAACCUCCUGCUAACGAAGCCUAGAGGGAUGACCUCUUAAACUUACAUUAACACACAAUUUUAUUAAAUAUUACGGUUGUAUGUGGUCAAUUGGACUAAAAUCAGUUUCUAAAUAUUGUUAUGUAAGAUCCUAACUAGUUUGAAUGUGUAUUCAGUUUUGUUUUUGAUUUCUUAAUACGGUUAUUUUUUGAAUCAGUAAAUAAUUUGUUCCCAGAUGAAA
Ruditapes philippinarum (Manila clam) is the source of this 1242-nucleotide messenger RNA. RefSeq lists its product as uncharacterized. The record is from RefSeq and is a predicted model, not a curated record. Lineage: Eukaryota; Metazoa; Mollusca; Bivalvia; Venerida; Veneridae. The transcript has 4 exons. Bases 22 to 711 code for a protein of 229 amino acids.